This is a messenger RNA of Sinocyclocheilus anshuiensis, 3078 nucleotides long. RefSeq names its product nibrin (gene nbn). Gene Ontology annotation, molecular function: protein binding; damaged DNA binding. Bases 171 to 2663 code for a protein of 830 amino acids. Gene Ontology annotation, biological process: mitotic G2 DNA damage checkpoint signaling; telomere maintenance; double-strand break repair via homologous recombination. Lineage: Eukaryota; Metazoa; Chordata; Actinopteri; Cypriniformes; Cyprinidae. The record is from RefSeq and is a predicted model, not a curated record. The transcript is spliced from 16 exons. Gene Ontology annotation, cellular component: Mre11 complex; nucleus.
UUGAGCGUUAAACCUCCCAUUUAAUGCAUGUAGUACUUUUAUUUUGAAACUGAAGUUUCUUACGUCGCACAUGAAGAUGUAAGUGUUGCGCGCCAGUUCGUACAGUUCAGUCACAGCCACAUUAUAACAUUCGAUAAGUAUUGAUUCGAUAGAAAGCGACAAGUAUAGGAAUGUGGAAACUGCAGCCGACCGAGUCUGGAGGGGAAAGUAUCGUUCUGCUGCCGGUUCAGGAGUAUGUGGUCGGCCGUAAGAACUGUGAGAUCUUGCUGUCCAAUGAUCAGUCCAUCAGCCGUGUGCAUGCCAACCUCACCGUCACUGAGCAGGCGGUCACUCUAAAAGACAGCUCUAAAUAUGGCACUUUCAUCAAUGGUGAGAAGCUUGCGACCGGCUCCACAAAGAUCCUGCAGACAGGAGACAAAAUCACAUUUGGAGUCUUUCAGAGCAAGUUCAGUUUGGAGAAAGAGUGUGUUGUGGUGUGUUCCUCAUGUGUCGAUAAUGAAAGGAAAGCCUCCCUCUCUCAAGAUUUGCGCUCUAUUGGGGGGCGACUUGUCAACUCCUGGACACUUGACUGCACUCACCUUGUCAUGCCCACAGUAAAGGUCACCAUAAAGACAAUCUGUGCAUUGCUGUGCUGUCGGCCCAUAGUGAAACCUGAAUUCUUCAGUGCAUUUAGCAGAGCUGUGCAGCAGAAGCUCCCACUGCCUAAAGCCGAGAAAUUUAGGCCUCAGAUUGAUGAGCCCAGCCUGGCUAAAGAGGAUGUGGAUCUGAGUGCACGACCUGAGAGAAAGAGCCUCUUCAAGGGGAAAACUUUUCUGUUUUUGAACUCAAAACAGAUGAAGCGUUUGAGUCAGGCGGUGAGUUGUGGAGGUGGGGUGAGCCAGCUUUUGGACGAGGGCUCUCUGCCCAUUUCACUCUUGGAGUCAGGCAGCACCUGUGUGGUCGACAUGACAUCGGGGAACUCCCAGGCUCUGAUCCCUCCAACCUUCAAGAAGUGGGAGGAUUCUGUGGCCCAGAUUCUGCACAGAAACGGCUUGCGCUUUAUCACUGAAUCUGAGAUUGGAUUGGCUGCCAUUCAUGUCAAUAAUAAAACAUACUGCAAUCCCUGCUGUUCUAUGCAAUCUGAAUCGGUGAAAGUGAAACCAGUCAUUGCUGCAGCAACACUUUCUCAGAACACUGCUGUAGAUGAGACGGCACUCGCGGCACCUUCCCAGAAUAUCACAGCCUAUGUGCUCAACACUGAACUCUCUCAGGACCAGAGCAGGGUGGUUACAAGUGGGAUCAAUACAGUUGGUGAGAUUCCAGAGAAGACACUCCCCAAACACAAGGGCUCCACACUGUCAGUGGCAAACAAACCCUCAUCCCUCGGCCCAGAACCUUCCACCACUCGCAUUGUCAAUGAGACAGUGAUGUCAUCUGAAAGCUUCAGCGUGGUUGAACCUGAGCAGAGGAUGAAGAAAAGUUCUGCUUCCUCUGGCAGGGGGCGAGUUGAACCUGAAGGUUCUGUGAAAUUGACUGCACCUCCAAAUGCCAGCACCACACUAAAACGGUCUCCCCAGAAACAGACAGCCCUCACAAACUUCUUCCAGCCUGCCGGCAAGAAAAGGCCACGGGAAGACCGUGCCAAUUCUGUCCAGUCAGACGCCAAACUCUCCAGAAAAGACAGUGAGGUUAAAGAGGAUGAGAUCCAGCGAAGUUCCUUUGCCAGUAGAUCUCACAAAACAUUGCAUACAGCCCAAAACCAACACAGCUCAGUGUCACGAUCUGAGUUCAGUGCCAGUCUGGUUCAGGCUUGUGGGUCCAGUCAAAGCUCUGGCAGCAAGAAGAGAAAGGAACCAGAGCACGACACCGAGAAACCUGCAGCAGCCGCUGAUUUAGAUAUGUCACUUGAAGAGCUCGAGUCCAUAAUGUCUGAUGAAAUGGAUGAGCCUCUGCAGUCUGCAGCUAAUAAAAAGCAACGUCUUGAUUCAGGAACGAACAGCAGAAUCAAUAACCCACGAUUACCGAAUCAGCAAGAGGGCACUGAGUCCAAAAGCAGAAAAAGCACAAAGAAUCAGCAAAGCAUUGCCAACAAUUUUCAGAACUUGCAGUUGGACAGAACAGGCCCAGCUGCAACAAAUCAGGGCUCUGAGAGGCAGUCAAAGAGGUCAUCCAAUCAAACGCCAGAUCUGGAAGCGCAUAGUUCAGCAAAGACGGGGAAAAGACCAGAACUUGAAGAGGUCAAAGAAAAGGAAGUGUCUUUUGUUGUGAAUUCAAGGACCCAAAAUGGCAUUUCCCAGCACUGUGAGCCUGCAAUCAGACAGGAAAUGCAGGCCUCAACCUCCAAAUCUGGAUCCGUGAAUGACCCUGAGCUGCCCAGGAGGCUCCUACAGAUUCAGUUCAUGUCCCUGACUGUGAGCACCUCUUCCAGACCAAGACCCGGUCCACUACAGACCCAUGACCCUAAUGACAAGAAUGUGAAAAGGUUCCGCAAGAAAAAUGUCCCUGGAUUUAAUGGGCUGCCCAACAUUAUCGGAGGUUCGGAUCUGGCGGCUUACAAUCGCAGUAAGAACUCUGAACUGGAGGAAUGGCUCAGACAGGCAGCAGAGGAGGAAAAACGGAAUGAACGGGAGGAGAUUUUGGGAGAUGAUUUGUUCAGGUACAACCCUAGACUGGCAAAGAAAUAAUAGUUCAUAGUGCUGCUAUCUGUGAAAAGAUGCAAAGCAAAACACGUUUCCAUUUUUAUUAGAGAUUUAUUGAUCUAUAAUAAAAAAUACUCCGUACAAAACCUAUAUGUAUAUAUUAAAAGUUGGAGUUUUACAAAAUUGAGCAGUUGUAUUUUGCCUCCACGCCAACAAUACAUCACCUUGUGAAGCAGCUUUGACCGUCCUGCAUUUAAUUAAAGGACUUUACUUCUUACAGCUCUGAUUUGUCUUCUUAUGGUUUUGGUUCCUUCAAGUGUACCUUCGUCUUUUGAUGAUAUCUACUAUCUAAAGUAAACUGUCACUCCACACAAAGAUUCCCUCAGCAGUCUAAACUUACAGUAUGAAUGGCUGAGGUGAAAACUUAACAACGCUAGCUCAGAAGUUAUUUUAGUUAAUA